AUGGCCUCGGGCCCAGGCGCGCGGCUGCAGGAGGACGCGAGCUGCGCCGUGUGCCUGGACCUGCUGCGCGCGCCCGUGAGUGUGGACUGCGGCCACAGCUUCUGCGCUGCCUGCGUGCACGCGCUGCUGGACGCCCCGGGCCGCUCCGAGGCCCCGUGCCCACAGUGUCGCGCAGCCUUCCGUCCGGAAGGUGUGCGGCCCAAUCGGCAGCUGGCGGCGCUGGUGGACGGAGUGAGGCGCCUGGUGCUGGCGGAGGGCAGCGCGGAGGACGCAGGGGUUGUGGAGCGGUGCGCGCUGCACGGCCAGGAGCUCGCGCUCUUCUGCCUCCAGGACGGGCACGCACUGUGUAGGGCCUGCGCCGCGGGAGAGGAGCACAGGGGACACCGCACGGCCGAGCUGCAGGAGGCAGUGGAGGAGCACAGGGUAAAGCUGCAGCUGGCCCUGGAGGCGGUGAGAAAGGAGGCAGAGGAGGCGGCGGAGCAGGAGGUGACCGUGGGGAAGAAGAUCGUGGUGUGGAAGGAGAAAAUGGAGGUCCAGAGGCACAGGUUCCGGCUGGAGUUUGAGAAGCACCGUGGCUUUCUGGCCCUUGAGGAGCAGCUGCAGCUGCGGCGGCUGGAGGAGGAGGAGCGGGCCACCCUGCACAGGCUGCGGGACAGCAGAGUCCAGAUGGCCCAGCACAGCAAGGCCCUGAAGGAGCUUGUGGAGGAGCUGGAGCAGCGGAGCCAGCGUCCGGCUCUGCGCCUGCUGGAGGGUGUGAGAGAGGUGUUAAGCCGGAGCAAGGCUGCCGCACGGCUGGAGCCUGAGGCCAUCCCCCUGGAGCUCAGGACUGUGUGCCACAUCCCUGGCAUGAGGGACAUGAUGAGAAGGUUCCAAGUGGACGUGACACUGGACCCCACCACAGCCCACCCCAGCCUGCUGCUGACUGCCGACCUGCGCUCAGUGUGGGAUGGGGCGCUUUGGAGAGACGUCCCCGGGAACCCCGAGCGGUUCGACACCUGGCCCUGUGUGCUGGGCCUGCAGAGCUUCUCCACCGGCAGGCACUACUGGGAGGUGGAGGUGGGCAGCAGGGCUGAGUGGGGUCUGGGCGUCUGCCGAGACUCGCUGCCCAGGCAGGGCGAAACCACCCCGUCCCCUGAGAAUGGCGUGUGGGCACUCUGGCUGCUGCGGGGCUCCGAGUACAUGGUGCUGGGUGUGCAGUCUGCGCCGCUGCUACAGCUGUCCAGGCCAGGCCAUGUGGGGCUCUUCCUGGACUACGAGGCUGGGGAGCUCUCCUUCUAUGACGUCACCCACGAGUGUCACAUCUACACCUUCAGCCAGCUCUUCUCCGGCUUCCUGAGGCCCUACUUUUUCAUCUGCGACAAGAAUCCUUUGCUUCUGCCUGCUGUGACGGAGGCAGAGUCAGGAAGUGGGGCAUCCGGGGCUGCUCCUGACCCUGAUGGCCCCGAGAUGUCUUCCUGA
This is a messenger RNA of Octodon degus (degu), 1458 nucleotides long. It is a transcript of the gene Trim58, whose product is annotated as tripartite motif containing 58. The record is from RefSeq and is a predicted model, not a curated record. Lineage: Eukaryota; Metazoa; Chordata; Mammalia; Rodentia; Octodontidae. Bases 1 to 1458 code for a protein of 485 amino acids. Gene Ontology annotation, molecular function: zinc ion binding; protein binding. The transcript has 6 exons.